Molecule: messenger RNA, 4585 nt
Organism: Nothobranchius furzeri (turquoise killifish)
Lineage: Eukaryota; Metazoa; Chordata; Actinopteri; Cyprinodontiformes; Nothobranchiidae
Source: RefSeq, a predicted model, not a curated record
ACAGACCAGCGUCAGCGUGCUUACGUCAUAAAGGUGACGUCAUCAUAGGUUUUAGUUUAGAACUCUUUGCACAGCAUCUGUCAUUCUCUUGUGAUCUCUGCAGGAGCUAGACGUUCCCUGAGUUCAGCGAGAGUUUUCAGUCGUUUUGUGAACAGCAAUCGGUUUUAGCACAGUAGGACAGCUAUUUACUGGUUUUUACUGAAGCCUUCAACUGAUUGCUUUAUAUUACGAUGGCUAGUCAAACAUCUCGUUUCCAGAAGGUGGCAAAUGCCCCCUCUAGCACCAGCGAUGUCUACAGCCUUAAACAGCAGUUUCAGAAGGAAAUUAAAAGGCUUAACGGCCUUUUAAAAGAGGAGAGAGCUAAAUCGUCUAACCCUGCGAUAGACCAGCUCCGCAAAGAACUGGAUCAAGUCAAGACCCAGUUGGCUAACGAAAAAUCUGUGAACCAGAUCUUUAGCAACAAAGACAAGGAGACUCAAAGAGAGCUUGAGAAUUUGAUGGAAAACACCUCCAGCAUUCAAGCCACGCUUAAACAUGACUUGAAGACACUUCAGCAAGCUCACGAAGAUCUGAAGGUGACUUAUCUCAAUAGUCAGAAGAGUUUUUCAUCUGAGCUUCAGAAGGAGAAAGACAUAAUCCAGGAACUCCAGAAUGAGUUAGGCCAGUGCAAAGAUUCAUAUCAACAGCUGAUGGUGAACUUUGACAAACAGGUUUCCGUUUGUCGGCUGUCAAAAGCCUCCGACCACCAAACCAAACAAAAACUGAAAAAACUCAAUCAAGCCUACAAAGAUCUGAAAGUGACCCAUCUUAAUAACAAACAGAACUUUUCAUCUGAGCUUCAGAAGGAGAAAAGCACAAUCCAGGAUCUCCAGAAUGAAUUAGGCCAGUUGAAAGAUUCAUAUCAACAACUGAAGAUAAACUUUGAUAAACAAGUUUCUGUUUGUCAGCUGUCAAAAAAUUCUGAAUGCAAAACCAAACAGGAACUUCAACAACUUCAGCUAGCCCAUGAGAAGUUGAAGGAGACGUUCCAAAACAGCCAAAAAGAGGUUUUACCAGAGCCCAGAAAAAUCAAAGUGCUGCGCAAACGAUCAAACAAAUUCAAGGCUUCAUAUCAAGACCUGAAGCUGAAACACAAUCAAGAAAUCUCUGUUUACAAAAUCAGUCAAGAGAUGAAAAAGCUUCAACAAAUGAAUGCAGACUUGAACGCCACACUUGUCAAAAGCCAAACCCAGCUCCUGUCAGAACUACAGAAAGAGAAGUGUACAGUGAGAGAGCUCCAGAGUGAACUGAACCUUUCCAAAGUUUUGUACGAAGACCUGAAACUUAAGUACAAUCAAGAUGUUUUAGUCAGUCAGCAUUUGAAAAACAUCAAAGAUAAAUCUACUGGGGAGCCGCAGGACAUAAAGCAACUCAGAGCUGAACACGACGCCAUGUGUAAAACUCUGAUUGAAGCCAACAGAUCCUUGUACACGUCUACGGAGCAGACUAAAAUUCAGAUGCAAGCUGAGUUGGACGAGGUCAAAGACUCUUUGGUGCUUCACAAAUUAAACUCUGGUUGGGAUCAAGCUUUGUUAGUGUCCCAGUUAAAAGUUUAUGAUCAGUUGCUUCGUGAGGAAACUGAAGCCCACUGCCAAACACAAGCUAGUCACUUCCUGGAGCUGAAUGGUUUUCAAGCAGAGAGCAGUUUGGGUCAGAACCAGUCUCAAAAGAGAAAGAGACCCACAGAAGCAGAGGACGAGACACAGAACAGAGAGGUAAAACAGAGGAAACUGAUCCGUCGUGAGUAAUCAAGACAGACAGAAAAUCACACAGUGCUUCACAUAAACAAAAGCUGGUUCACCGCGUCUCGUAACACACUUCAUGGACAUUCAGAAGUAGGUGGUCAGCUGAUCCGAGUGCACGAGAUGGUUUGUAGGGCAUCCUAAGCUCUGUGAGACAUGAGGGUGCCAUGUUAUGGAUGGAUUUAAAAAACAAACAGGAGACUUUUGAACCUUAUCUGAAAAAACACUGGUAGCCAAUGUAGCUCAGCUAAAACGGGUGUAAAGUGAGAACGGCUGUUUGAUUUAGAGAGAGAUCUAGCUGCUCGUUCUGAACGUUUGUAGAGUUAACUGCAGACUUGUUUACACCUAGCAGAUUAGAGUUACUGUAAUCUAGUCUUGAUGUAAUGAAAGCACGUAUGACCGACUCCAGAUGAGGUCUUUUAAGGAUCUGCUUACGGCAGGUUAUGCCACAUCGUUAGAAGAAACUAAAUUUGACACAGUGGCGUUUAUCUGAGGCAGUGUAGAGAGAUCUGAUCUAACCAAGUCACAAAAAAACUUAUCAUUGCUUUUAUUCGUCAGGCUCCAGGCUCCAGAAGGUAAGUAUCUGCUCUAGGGGUGUCCCGAUACUACUUUUUCACUUCCGAUUUGAUAUUAUUAUUGCCGCCUUCAGUAUUGACCGAUAUCAAUCUGAUCCGAUAUCAGCGUAAAUCAUACAUACAUUUUUUAACCAUUGGUUGCAAAAAUGUGAACCUUAACGGACUACUUAAAUCAGAGAUUUUUGAUGCAGUCUGAUAAAAUCCCAUACUGUGUUUUUGGGGCCGAUAACGAAUUACUUUCGAUAUUGUAACGGGACAUCCCUAAUCUGCUCUCUCACCCCCCAGUCAGUCGUGGCAGAUGACUGCCCAUACUGAGCCAGGUUCUGCUGGAGGUUUCUUCCCGUUAAAGGGGAGUUUUUCCUCUCCACUGUUGCUACAUGCUUGCUUAGUAUGGGGAUUGCUGUAAAGUCACUGGCACAACAAGUUAGUGACUCGAUGCAGUCUGCUGGGUUUUCUUAGUUAGGAGUCUUUUAACUAAUUGGCACGAUCAACUGAACUGAAAGCACUAUUUAAUAAGUUAACUCAUUUGGAAUGUUUGCCUUGUAAAGACUUAUGUUGUGAAUUGGCGCUUUAUAAAUAUCUCAAUUAAACUGAAUUAAAAGCAAGGCUGCACAGUGGCACAGUGGUUAGAGCUGUUGCCUUGUAGCAAGAAGGUCCUGGGUUCGCGGCCUGGGAUCUUUCUGCGUGGAGGUUGCAUGUUCUCCCUGUGCAUGCGUGGGUUCUGUCCGGCUAGUCCGGCUUCCUCCCACAGUCCAAAAGCAUGAUUGAUUGGUUAAUGGUUAACUGAUAAAAAAAACAAAAACAAAAAAACAAAACAAAAAAACCCACUCGUGACCUGCACCUUGACGUGGUGAGUGGGCUUCUCACUAAGACAGGUCGAUUGAAACUGUGUCUGCUUGACUGCUAUUUUCCAAAUUUUAAUCUCAGGGCCCAUAAUGAACUCUGUUUAUGUUACAGCGCCCUCUCCUGGUUGCAGUGACGGGUGGACCAGUCAUCAUGGAUUUAAAGGAACUUCCAAGUUUUCUUGUUAAAUGCUGGACGGCUGCGAGCAUUAGAUUGGGAUAAAAGAGGUGGAUUUGAGAUGAUGUUUUCCAGUGAAGGACAGCUUGGCAUGUUAGCAUGGUAUUGCAACGCAGGAGAUGAAAUCACUGGUUUGUUUUCCAAUGGUGGACAUAUCGGACCAGCUGUCAAGGAUUGGUGAGAAGAAGGCGGAAAAUAGGGCUUGCUUUCAAUUUUCACCUCUUUUUCUUUAACAGCCUCUAUUCUUGUAAUAGAGCAAGUAUUCAGAUUAUCUGAGGUGAUUUCAUGCUGAUAAAUCUGUAUGUUGUUUCCUACAUCUGAGAUUUUUCCUGGCUUGAUUAAGUCUUUGUCAAAACAAACCCUUUUUAUCUCUUCCUUAUCUGAAGUCGGUGCCACCACUAGCUCAAAUUUGUUUUCAAAUUCUGGACAUCUGGCACCAACAACCUCUUUUCCAACCCCCAUUUCUGCAAUCAAGCAAGUAUUAAGAGUAUCUGAGGUGCUUUUCUCUGAAAGCCAAGUUUCUGCAUCUGUUAGAAGAGAUUCUUAUGAGAUUUUUCCCGGCAUUAAGUUCUCAGCAGAACAAACUCUUUUUUUCCCUUUCUUAUCUGAAGUCGGUGCCACCAGCGGUUCAGCAGGAUCUUUGCUGGGUGCUUUAGAGCUUUUAUUGCAGUCUGCAGUUUGACAAUUUCACUGUCUUUAUUUUUUAUGGUUUCUUUCAGUUUUUGUAAGUCCGUUUUAAAACUCUCCUCAGUUUCCUGAAGUCGUGUGUGCAGAUCUGAUUCACUGGUGAUCAAAUCCUCCAGAACAGCUAAAACUUUCUGACAAAUCUCUUCAGAUUUUUGCAUCUGAACAAGCAGCUCGGGCUUGCUGACAUCAAAAAGCAUAGUCACCUCCGUCAGCUGCUUUUCAACAAUCAAGACAUCGGUUUGACUAGAUGCUGAGGUGAGAUUUUUUCUAAGAAAAAACAUUUUCAUCUUGGAAAUUAUCUCUUGUGGACCAUUCUUUGUGUUUGGCUGUUGUCGGUCUGUCAAGCAUUCAGCAUUCACAGAUGGAAGUGUUGAAAAUACUCAGACUCAAAUAUGUAAAACGCUAUCGGAUCUGUCAAGAUGUGACCGUCAGAAACUAACCGCUUAUGACUAGUAAUGUCUGAGUUCUACAGCUGUCUAGAUGGAGUGCUCUGUGAAUUCAUCAAAGCAAAUAAUUAAUGUA